Messenger RNA from Trichomycterus rosablanca, 3188 nucleotides. RefSeq names its product family with sequence similarity 53 member C (gene fam53c). Gene Ontology annotation, biological process: protein import into nucleus. NCBI's taxonomy places the organism in Eukaryota, Metazoa, Chordata, Actinopteri, Siluriformes, Trichomycteridae. The record is from RefSeq and is a predicted model, not a curated record. Bases 571 to 1710 code for a protein of 379 amino acids. The transcript has 5 exons. Gene Ontology annotation, cellular component: nucleus.
CUGUACAGCCGACCGUGCCUAUUGUACUAGAGGCAAAAACAGUGAAUGUCCAAAUGUGGCUGACAAAUCUACACAAAUCAGUGAUUCUUACCUUCGAUUUGCAUCGAUUCGGAUCGUUACUGUAAGCGCGUGGUUCCAUGAGCAGAAUGGAGAUUCACAAAAGCGUGCUAUGGGUUAGCCAGUCCAGCUAGCUGUUGUGUCUGAAUGGUCUGAUCUGAUGCGAGCAAUAAUAGACCUGCUGUGUGUAUCCGUGAACGGCGGCCUGAUGAGAUGAACUGAGAUAUAUUUAGAUGACCCGGGCUUAAUUAUGCCAAGGUUAUUGUCAUUAUGACAUUUGAAGCUGGUUGGAGAUUGUUUCUCUGAUGAGAUACUAUGGAGGACGCCCCUUGCUGUGUGAAUUUUUCUGAUGGUCAUCACCUUCUCAUAAGACUUUCUCAUGUACAAAGCUAUGGUUUUGCUAAACGUUAAGCAAAUCCAUAGUUUCAGCACCAAACUCAACAGCUGGACAUCAGCCUGGCUCGACAUGAUCCUUUCAGCCACACUGAAACCUGCAGGCCCACAGAUGGGUUGAUGCCUGAAACCAGUUAUUGGCAGCUCUGCCCUUCCUCAAAGUCUGAUGUGCAAGGCACCCUGAGAUCCAGCUCUCCCCCCAUCCCGGUGCCUCUGGGCCCCUCUGCUGCUCACCUGCCGGAGGGGGACAACCUGAACUGUCCGCUCGCCCCAAGCACCUCUGUGACGGAACUGUCUUUUCCCGGGCCACCGCCUCCCCCCCCGCCACCCCCCAAACGCCACUGUCGUUCGCUGUCUGUGCCGGAGGACCUCUCGCAUUGCCGGUACACCUGGCGGCCAAGUGCCUCCAAGGUCUGGACACCAGUGAACCGCCGAUGCCACAGUGGAGGGGGCGCGGGGGGGCCGUGUCCGCUGCGUGCCCCGAGUUCCUCUCUGAAUUCCUCUCUGCAUUCUUCCUCGAGCCCCACUUUCUUCAGCUUGGCCCUUUCCCCAGAUUCCCCGCUGCCAUGGAGUUUCCCCUGGGAUCCGAGUGACACUGCCGGAGGCGGUGCCUGUUGCUGCUUUUUCCCUUCAGCUUCCUCAUGCUCUUCCUCUCCAUCCCCUCUUCACCCUCCUCCUCCCCCGCAGCGGCGCUUCUCACUCUCUCCAGUGCUCAUUCGCGAAGCUGCAGCCCACUUUCUCCCGCCACCCCAAGUGCCCCUCCAACCUGCUUCCCAGCCUCCAGCUGUGCCCCCUUCACCGUCAUCCGCCUGCAGCACUCCAUCCUCUGUGCGUCGGGCUCUUCCACCGCAGCUUCCACGCUGUCACUCUCAACCGUGUGACCUGCUCCUGCUCAAGCCUGGUCUGAAGCGGCGCAGGGACCCGGACAGACCAUGUGCAAGGCCUGUGCUAGACUUUGCAAAAAUGACACAGACCCGAAGCACAGAUCCCCUGAGUUGUUUGGACCGUGGUCGACUUGCAUGUGGAGGGGACGUCUGCAUGGGCCUCGAACCCUUUUUUGGAGACUAUAGAGGGUCAUGUUCACCCGCCGAAGGCUUAGGAAGGACCAGUAUUGGGCCGCUGAGUGAAAGUGAUGAGGAAGAGGAGGAGGAGGAGGAGGAGGAACGAGAGGAGGUAGACUCGUCUCGCGACGGUGGACAACAAAGUGUUUUUGAGAGGGAUUGUACAGAAUUAGACAUUACCCUCAUCGAGGAGAAUUAAACACUGACUAAAAGAUGCUUUUUCCCUCACCUGGUUGCCAGCAUUCAACACUUUUGUUCACCACCUGCUACCCGACUCUGGCAGGCCUCUCAGGAACACUGCUGCUCUCUCACGAGGUGUGCAGGUGUAUAAAAUCUCAUCCAUGCAUUAUUGAAGACAUGUUGACUACUAGCAGUUAUUACAGGUGAUGCAGUUGGUUGUGGAUGUUGAACCAAUAUCACGUAACAUUCCAGAAUCACUUGCAAAGAAACUGGUAAGAAUGUGAAUAGUAGGAAUCGUUACGUGCUCACUGAAAAACAAAUCACUGGCAGAUAGAACUCGAGGGGAACUAAUCUUUGGCUUCUUGCUGUCUUUCCUUUUUCAUGUUGUUUUCUUUCAACAUGUUUCUUAGUAAGGUUAGUCUUUUGUGGAUGAUAGUUAUGAAUAACAGUGUUUUUGUUUAGUUUGAAUUGAAAAAAAAUGGUCAACACGAGAGCUUUACUCUUCAGGCCUUUCUGCUUCCUGAGAAAAGUCCAUCUAAUUCAGAAUUCAGCAUAAGCCUUAAGAUGCCUUUUCUUUCUCAAAAGACUCUUGAAGGAACUAAAUUGUGUAUCUGUUGUCCUUCCUAUUGUUACUUUUUUGCUGUCUCUUUUUUAUCUUAAACUGUACAAUGCAUUCCUCGAAAACUGAAUACAUUGAGUGUACAUUGAGUUAUGCACUGUAUUUGAGACAGAAAAUGGAAAAUAACCCAACCACUGUAUUCUGAAGGCACAUUGUAAUGCUGAAUAUGUCAUAUUGUACAGUAUUUGUUUGAAACACAUUGACUGAAGAUGGUACCUUGAAGGGUUAAAGUUUUUUUCCCUGUCUUUUCUGUUAUAUGUGUAAUAAGAUUGAAAGUUUUGACUCAGUUUAUGCAUAAAUAAAGUUUAUUUGAAAUUAUUUUACAAAGAAAGAAAAAUGCCAGGUGUCUAGUGUGUUCCAGAAGGAAGCUCUGGCAUUACACAGUCUUUUCUGUUACAGUUUAUUAUUAUUUUUUUGACUGCACACACGAGUGGAUCAUUCUGGUCUGCCUACCUGAUUCGGCACAGUUUUUAUUUUUAUCCAGGCUUGGGACUGACACUGAGAGCGCACUUAUGAGCGCACCUCCCAAAGGCUAGACUGGUAAUUUUUUUCUAUAUAUAGUGACAUUUCUUUUGGAAUUUUAGCAUUAAUAGAAACUGCUGAGUUCUACAAAAUGAUAAAGGAACAUGUCCAGCCUAAACCAGCAAGUGUACACUACACAGCAACAUGGAUCCUGAGAUGCUGGGCUCCAUCCUAACUUCUUUUCAUUGUCUGUAAGGUGCUUCAGCUUAGACAUAAACCAAGCCCAGACCAGAUUAGACCAGCAGACUAUUUUAGGAUGUUUUUUAUUUCUCAUGUAUGUGCUGGUUUACCACUUGAAAGUGGCCCAGGUGGAAAUAAGUGAAUAAAUGGGUAAGCAUACUUACAAACUUCCUGUC